Molecule: messenger RNA, 1545 nt
Organism: Cynocephalus volans (Philippine flying lemur)
Lineage: Eukaryota; Metazoa; Chordata; Mammalia; Dermoptera; Cynocephalidae
Gene: PPM1H
Product: protein phosphatase, Mg2+/Mn2+ dependent 1H
Exons: 10
Coding region: 1-1545 (514 amino acids)
Biological process (GO): protein dephosphorylation
Molecular function (GO): protein serine/threonine phosphatase activity
Source: RefSeq, a predicted model, not a curated record
AUGCUCACUCGAGUGAAAUCUGCCGUGGCCAAUUUCAUGGGCGGCAUCAUGGCUGGCAGCUCAGGCGCCGAGCACGGCGGCGGCGGCUGCGGAGGCUCGGACCUGCCCCUGCGCUUCCCGUACGGGCGGCCGGAGUUCCUGGGGCUGUCUCAGGACGAGGUGGAGUGCAGCGCCGACCACAUCGCCCGCCCCAUCCUCAUCCUCAAGGAGACCCGGCGGCUGCCCUGGGCCACCGGCUACGCAGAGGUUAUCAAUGCUGGGAAGAGCACACACAAUGAAGACCAAGCCAGCUGUGAGGUGCUUACCGUGAAGAAGAAAGCAGGGGCCAUUACCUCAACCCCAAAUAGGAACUCAUCCAAGAGACGUUCCUCCCUUCCCAAUGGGGAAGGGCUGCAGCUAAAGGAGAACUCGGAAUCCGAGGGCAUCUCCUGCCAUUACUGGUCGCUGUUUGACGGUCACGCAGGGUCCGGGGCCGCGGUGGUGGCGUCGCGCCUGCUGCAGCACCACAUCACGGAGCAGCUGCAGGACAUCGUGGACAUCCUGAAGAACUCUGCCGUCCUGCCCCCGACCUGCCUGGGGGAGGAGCCCGAGAACACGCCCGCCAACAGCCGGACUCUGACCCGGGCGGCCUCGCUGCGCGGGGGCGUGGGGGCCCCCGGCUCCCCCAGCACCCCACCCACGCGCUUCUUCACCGAGAAGAAGAUUCCGCACGAGUGCCUGGUCAUCGGGGCUCUCGAAAGCGCGUUCAAGGAAAUGGACCUACAGAUAGAACGAGAGAGGAGUUCAUAUAAUAUAUCUGGUGGCUGCACGGCCCUCAUUGUGGUUUGCCUUUUGGGGAAGUUGUAUGUGGCCAAUGCUGGGGAUAGCAGGGCCAUAAUCAUCAGAAAUGGAGAAAUUAUUCCCAUGUCUUCGGAAUUCACCCCUGAGACUGAGCGCCAGCGACUUCAGUACCUGGCAUUCAUGCAGCCUCACUUGCUGGGAAAUGAGUUCACACAUUUGGAGUUUCCAAGGAGAGUACAGAGAAAGGAACUUGGGAAGAAGAUGCUCUACAGGGACUUUAAUAUGACAGGCUGGGCAUACAAAACCAUUGAGGAGGAUGACUUGAAGUUUCCCCUUAUAUAUGGAGAAGGCAAGAAGGCCCGAGUAAUGGCAACUAUUGGAGUGACCAGGGGACUUGGGGACCAUGACCUGAAGGUGCAUGACUCCAACAUCUACAUAAAACCAUUCCUGUCUUCAGCUCCGGAGGUGAGAGUCUACGAGCUCUCCAGAUAUGAUCAUGGAGCAGAUGAUGUGCUGAUCUUGGCCACUGAUGGACUCUGGGAUGUUUUAUCAAAUGAAGAAGUAGCAGAAGCAAUCACUCAAUUUCUUCCUAACUGUGAUCCAGAUGACCCUCACAGGUACACACUGGCAGCUCAGGACCUGGUGAUGCGUGCUCGGGGAGUCCUGAAGGACAGAGGAUGGCGGAUAUCUAAUGAUCGGCUGGGCUCAGGAGACGACAUUUCUGUAUAUGUCAUUCCUUUAAUACAUGGAAAUAAACUGUCAUGA